Mus musculus (house mouse) is the source of this 6874-nucleotide messenger RNA. It is a transcript of the gene Mapk10, whose product is annotated as mitogen-activated protein kinase 10. Gene Ontology annotation, biological process: regulation of circadian rhythm. NCBI's taxonomy places the organism in Eukaryota, Metazoa, Chordata, Mammalia, Rodentia, Muridae. The transcript has 15 exons. Gene Ontology annotation, cellular component: nucleus; membrane; mitochondrion. The record is from RefSeq and is marked reviewed. Bases 951 to 2105 code for a protein of 384 amino acids. Gene Ontology annotation, molecular function: protein kinase activity; MAP kinase activity; JUN kinase activity.
ACAAUGGUACAGGCAGCCUCCCGCUGCACAAUGGUUUCCAGGCAGUGAGAGGGUGAUUCAGCAAGCCGCUCUCUCUUCUCUUAAGCCUCCUCGUCGUCUCAGUUUAUUUUUAUGGGGGGUGGGUGGUGCUUCUUAUAUGCUUACCCUUUUUUUUUUCUAUUUUCAUUUUUACAAAUUUCCUUUUUCCUCCUCACUCCUCAAUUACUAGGGGCUUGAGUGAGCUAAAGAUUGGGUCUUCUUGGAAAUCACCUGUCUGUUAUUAUUUUUAAACAAUCGCUACACCUCCAAAGACUCUGCUCCUUACUCCGGUUUGGAAUGUGGCUAAUGACUACCCAGUAGGGAGGAUUUCUGGGGCAAACAGCCGGACCAGGAUCCUAGUUCUCAGGCACGGAAUGGCUAUUGUGAGAACAGCACCAGCAGGAUCAUCGCAGAUCUUGGUUAUGGCCACUCAGGCAAGACGCUGUUGAGUUAAGACCCCUUUCCCAUAGAUGAGAAGCCACAGAAGCAGUGAACCUACGAAUCAUUGACCUGAAACACUCACUGGAAAAAAAGACUGUAUUUUCAACAAAUGGCGUUGGGACCAUGAGAUAUCUGUAUGCACAUGAAUGAAACAAGUCUCAGACUCUCUGUUUACACAAACACCAACUCCAACUGGACCAGGAACCUCAGUGUAAGAUCUGAAAUUCUUAAACGCCUUGAGGAAACAUUAGAGAAUACUCCUUAAGACACUGACACAGAUGAAGGCGUUCUGAAUUGACCACUGCUCAGGAAAUGAAGCCAACCCUUGACAGAGCUGCUGUACCGUAUUUAUGAGCCUCCAUUUCUUAUACUACUGCAGUGAACCAACCUUGGAUGUGAAAAUUGCCUUUUGUCAGGUGUGUGUUCCUUACAGGUAAAACAAGGGAUUCGAUAAACACGUGGAUGUGUCAUCUAUUGCCAAACAUUACAACAUGAGCAAAAGCAAGGUGGACAACCAGUUCUACAGUGUGGAAGUGGGGGACUCAACCUUCACCGUUCUUAAGCGCUACCAGAACCUGAAGCCAAUUGGCUCUGGGGCUCAGGGAAUAGUCUGUGCUGCGUACGACGCUGUCCUUGACAGAAAUGUGGCCAUUAAGAAGCUCAGCAGACCCUUCCAGAACCAAACUCACGCCAAGAGGGCUUACCGGGAGCUGGUCCUCAUGAAGUGUGUGAACCAUAAAAACAUUAUUAGCUUAUUAAAUGUUUUUACACCCCAGAAAACACUGGAGGAGUUCCAAGAUGUCUACUUAGUGAUGGAACUGAUGGACGCCAACCUGUGUCAGGUGAUUCAGAUGGAGCUGGACCACGAGCGGAUGUCUUACUUGCUGUACCAGAUGCUGUGUGGCAUCAAGCACCUCCACUCCGCUGGGAUCAUCCACAGGGACUUAAAACCCAGUAACAUUGUAGUCAAGUCUGAUUGCACACUGAAAAUCCUCGACUUCGGACUGGCCAGGACAGCGGGUACAAGCUUCAUGAUGACUCCGUAUGUGGUGACGCGAUAUUACAGAGCCCCUGAGGUCAUCCUGGGCAUGGGCUACAAGGAGAACGUGGACAUAUGGUCUGUGGGAUGCAUCAUGGGAGAAAUGGUUCGCCACAAAAUCCUCUUUCCCGGAAGGGACUAUAUUGACCAGUGGAACAAAGUCAUCGAGCAGCUAGGAACUCCGUGUCCAGAGUUCAUGAAGAAAUUGCAGCCCACAGUCAGAAACUACGUGGAGAAUCGGCCCAAGUACGCAGGACUCACCUUCCCCAAGCUCUUUCCAGAUUCCCUCUUCCCAGCGGAUUCUGAGCACAAUAAACUUAAAGCCAGCCAAGCCAGGGAUUUGUUGUCUAAGAUGUUAGUGAUUGACCCAGCGAAGAGGAUAUCGGUGGACGACGCACUGCAGCAUCCGUACAUCAACGUUUGGUACGACCCGGCUGAAGUGGAGGCGCCUCCGCCUCAGAUAUAUGAUAAGCAGCUGGAUGAAAGGGAGCACACCAUCGAAGAAUGGAAAGAACUUAUCUACAAGGAGGUAAUGAACUCAGAAGAGAAGACUAAGAAUGGCGUAGUCAAAGGCCAGCCCUCGCCUUCAGCACAGGUGCAGCAGUGAACAGCAGUGAGAGUCUCCCUCCAUCCUCGUCUGUCAACGACAUCUCCUCCAUGUCCACCGACCAGACCCUCGCAUCUGACACUGACAGCAGCCUGGAGGCCUCGGCGGGACCGUUGGGUUGUUGCAGGUGACUAGCCGCCUGCCUGCGAAACCCAGCGUUCUUCAGGAGAUGACGCGAUAGAACACAGCACACAUGCACACACACAGCUUGCUCUCACACACACUCAGCUUGCUCACACACACACACACACAUACACACAAACACACACUGUCUCUCUCUCACACACACACACUGUCACAACGCACUCACGAAAGGUCAAGAAAAAAAUAACAAUAGAGAGAUCCAACAUAAAAUUAAGUUAAAUUUUUCUGCGUGCUUCUCCAAAGUUCUGUAUCACAGCUGAGCUGAAAUGUAUACUUAACUUCUAGUUGCGCUCGCUUUGGUUUCCCUCCAGCAGUGCUUACUACACAAGACAAAUCAGACACAAUUAGAGAAACCUUUCCCUAAAGUGUAACUUAAGUGGCUGCAGAACCAGCAACCUGUAACUGCCCUUCAAAUGGCAUGAGGAGGUGGGCACGGGUCCCGCCCAGCAUGUGUGUGUCUCUAUCUCGCGUCUACCUGCUCUUCCGGCCUAGUCAGAUGGAUGUAGAUACAGAUCCCGCAUGUGUCUGUAUUCAAACAGCACUUAGAGAUGCUCCUGUCAGUGUCCUCCAGGCUCCACCAAGACACACACCGGGGUACCACAUGGUCCAUUUCAUGUGAUCUAUUACUCUGACAUAAAUCCAUCUGUAAUAUAUUGCCAGUAUAUAAGCUGUUUAGUUUGUUAAUUGAUUAAGCUGUAUGUCUUAUAAGAGACUAUGUAAAGGGGGAAAAUGGAGGCGUGAACUCUCAGACCCUUGAAGAUGUAGCUUCCGAAUUUGAACCGAUUAAAUGGCACCUGUAUACCAAUUUGUAGAAAGAACAUAUGUGAUGCUUAAAUCCAGGGUGGGGGGAGGGAGGGAGCAAUAGCUUUCAGGUUCUAAAUAGGGUUGUCCUUUAGAUGGAAGAUGUGAGUCAAAGCCAAGGGCGCUCUCUCUGGAAGUCAGUGAGUAGCAGGGACCAGAGCGUAUUGCUGCAGUAUAGACUGAACGGAAGGAAACCACUGCCCAGGGGCCGGGGGAUGGCGCAUCUGUGUUCUAAACAUUGGACACUAUUGUUUAUUUUUAAAAUUACGGUCAAAAGAGCAAGUUGCUGAAGGAAGGGACAGGCGUCAAGACAGGAUCAUUGUGCACAAAUCCCGGGUGGUAAAAGCCCUUUCCCGAGACACAGUGGAGAGACCUUCAUGUGACUGACUUUAGAGAAGAUUGAUGGAGAUUAUAGGGCAUGUUUCCCAUGUGUGAGCUGCUUCCCAGAGUCCUCCCCUGCUGAUAUUUUAUUCCCUCUUCUGGAAUUGGAUAACAUAAUUAAAAUAAAAUCCCCAAAGCACACAGAGAGAUCUUCAGGAUAGCAUCUCCAAGCAUCUUCAUGGGCUGUGUUUUCCCUCAGAGGGAUUUCCCAGGCCCCUUGGUAUGACUGGUGUUUCAUACUUAUUGAUGUAUUUUCAUAGAUGUGUGUAAUCUGAGAAGGGCUGAUAACCUGACUUUUGUACUGCAGUAGAUACACGAGAGCAAUAACGCCGUGCCAACGUAGCUCCUACUAGCUAGCAUUAGCAGCGACUUUGUCCUAAAGCCAUGAAACGUUUGUGUGUUUAGUGAAAUCAUCUGAAUUUAGCUCAAAUCCCCGAGAGAUCCUAUCUGAGCACUCAGAGAGGCACUGUGAAACAUCGUGGUUAUAUACAAGGCAAUGCCUGUGUGGCUUCUGAGCAAUAACAGGCCAGGCCUGGCUUCCCUUCUUCCUCCCUUGGGUGAAGCAUCCACUACAGUUAUUUGCACUCUGGCCACUUUGGUGCUCACCCCUGUGGUGAUAUUUCACCUGAGGAAAAGUGGAACGUGUGAGCAGAUGAAGGUAAUGGGCCUGGCAGAUGGGAAAGCCUUGACUACAGAGGAAACAGCAAUGCCGGGGCUCUGCAAACUGCCUUAAACCCAACAGCGUGGAAGAUCUUCUCUCUUCAAGCAAUAGUCAGUCAGAAGCCUCAGACCCAUCCCCAACUCCUGCCACCACCACAUCCCUCCAUUCCCAACAAAUACACACACACACACACACACACACACACACUACAUACAGACAACACACUGCUGUGUGGCCAUUCCUGGGAUUGCUUCCCACAGCACGGUUCAUUGCAAGACGUGAUAUUGAAAAGGGAGAGAAGAGAAGUGGUGGGCGGGAGCUAGCUAGCUACCUUCAGAUCUUAGAGGGUGCAGCUCAUUCCCCUGGAUAAAGAUAUCCGUCUGUAGCUGGAUCUUUUGGUUAAUGUUGUGGACAAAGUGAUCUUUAUAAACACUGAUUCAUUUUCAUGAUCUCUCUCCCUUUCCCAUCUACCUUCGUUCUUUUUUUUUUUCUAUUUCUUAACUUACCUGUAUUCUCUUCUUUUUCUGUAGUUUGCUUUUAUGAGUGUGAUCUCUGCACUCCCUCACCCUAUAUCACACCAGAUUAAUGCCCAGACAACUGCUUGAUAGAAACAAGUUUCAAGGGGGAAUUCCAUAAUAAUCAAGAUGGUGACAGACAGGCAGGGCUCUCAGCGGAAUGGCGGAUGUGCUUAACAGUCAGGAUCCUACUGACAAGUGCUGACCAUUUCUACUGGGUAGAUGAAAGCAGGCAAAUCAGAUUACCUCGUCUUCCCCUCCUUCAGGUUAGCCUGGGUACCAGUAGCACGUCUCCUAGUGGCCGGCACCCUUGGACAGAGAUCCCCCAUGGACAAGAAAAUAGGAAGCAAAUCUCUUGGGUUUUAAAUAGCACAUUGAGGGAAAGAUGAACAUUUAGCUCCUGGAUCUCAUGAAGGAUUGGUUUUUAGCUAAGCCAGGGAUGGAUGGAGGAGAAACAACCCUGAGGGUCAAUGUCAAAACAUUCCCAUUGAGACCCCCAAUGCUCUGAGAAUGUUCACAGUAUACAUUAUGCCCUCUAGUGGGUCUUGCUAGGAAAAAAAAAAACCCAGUAUUUAUUUUAUGUAAUAUCGGUUACACACAAGAGUGUUCUUGUUUUGGGGGCAGAGAACUGUUCUGAGACCUGGACUGUGUUUGUGGAAGAUUCAAAGGAGCUUCAUGUAUUCAUUUUGCAACAGAAGGUUGGCAUAGUGAGGACUUACAAAUCUGUCCCUUCAGUAGGCAACCUUGGUCCUUAAUAUGUUCCAUGGUGUUCUGUAGAAAGGGAGAGGGUGUAUUUUUUUGCUGGUUAGGGAGUGUUUGGUGGGUCAGUGUGAUCAUUUUUUCCAAUGGGAUACAUUGACCUUAUAGCCCAAUUUUUUUCUUGUGCAAUAAAGAUGGAAACUAAUACUUCAUCUCUCAGAAUCCAUCAUUAGAGCUUCAUAGGUCUUUAUCCCAGGGCUGGACUAGGAUGUAGCCAAGUCUUAGCAGUUGGAGGAAACAUGCUCACUUGAUGGCUCAGUGGUAGCGUGGCUGGCUUCUCUCAGUCAGUUAUCACUACCAGAACGAGUAUCAUAUAAAGGCACCGAUAACAGCUGACCAGUAGAUGAGAGAGACUUGGUCAUGGAGCAUAGAACAAACUGAAUGCAUGAACAAGACAUCAUUCUGUGAUCUGUUAGGGCAAAGACUAACUGGUCUCAUUCUACAGCUCUUAAGUAUUUACCACAGAGGCCAGGUUAUACAAAAUCUACUGCUGUUCCGUUUUCUUAGCAAAUAAGAACGUACUGUGUUCUGUAAAGAAUUUUGUUAAUUAACUUUGCUGGGAAAGAUAAUGUUUAUGAUCCAGAGAGAGCAGAGAAGUCUUUGGGGGGUGUGGAUUUUGAUCCCAGCUUCUUUGGGUCUGAAGAGCAAUCCUCUCACCACUCCAACACUCCUGCCCUCAUGGAUACGUGCACAUGUUAACUUCAAGAGUCCACUGUCUUCCACGUGUAGCCUUAGAAAUGGCACUAACUAAACAAACUAAAAAUGGAGAAUGUAAACAACCAAAUCAGUCAUUUUCCUUGCGACUAAAAUAUAAACGGUAUCUCCUCUUUGGGCACCCAGAGAGAUCUUUGUUAAUUCACUUUGGUCAGUCAAAGCGAAGUGGUAGAAUUUUUUUUUUUUUACAUGUGAACUGUUCAUUUUAUUCUUGCUCAUGUGGGACCAACGGCCAGUAUAUCCCAGUAGAGAUGAAUUUCCCAGCCCUCAUUUGCCACCAUUUGUCCUCCGUGUCAUAGGACAAUAGCAGGGUGCCUACCUUUGCCUGCUAUUCUGCAUGACUGGACCCCCCCCCAAAAAAAACUACUGAUGAAGAGAAUUGUCCUAUGUCAGUGUUUAUGAGAUGUGUCUACAGCACCCCCCCCCCACACACACACAUGUUCACAUUUGCCCAUAUAGUUCUCUCAACCUGGAAGCCAAAAUCAUGUAUGUCCAAUCUCGUUGCAAAGUCGUGGAGGUGAGACAGGCUGUCACUAGCCUGAUAGGUUUGUUGUGCUCUCAAUGGUGUCAAAUAUGGGAUCAAACUCAUUCAAUCCAUGUCUGUGUUCUUUCUCACGUUCUUUUCCAUUUUUCUCUCAUUUUAAAUAUGUCUGUGGAAAAGAGCAUGAAUUGAAGAAUUUGAAUUCUUUAGACUCUUCACAGUUGGAACCAAGUCAACGUAUUGUAAUUUGUAUGUCUUAUGAAUCAUUAAAGCUGAAGGAAAUACGCUUCCCUUCUCAUAAAACCAAACAAAA